GUGAAAUUUGACAGCUAGCUUUGAAUGCUUCUUUUGUUUUUCUUUCGGUUCGAUUUCUCUACGCGUGUGGCAGUGCUCUUGAGGCCGAAAUAGUUUUGUCCAUCAUAAUUCGCGAUGGGAAAAGCCAGAAAACCGAAAGUGCACAAAAACAAGCUGAAUCCUACCGGAUUGGUUGACGGGAACGCACUUAUCGAUCAAGAGCUAUCGAACGGGAAAUCGGACUCACCGAUUCAUGCCAUAGCCGAGCAGUUGCAGUCAUCCAGUGCAGAGGAAAAAAUAUGCGGUCUGCAGACACUCGCCACCAUCUGCCAGAAUGAUGUGAACCUUACGGCCCUAGUUGAAAGUGACGUGGUCCGAAUUGCUGCCUCGCUGCUAGUGGAUCCCGAUCAAAGCGUGCGGCAUGCGACGGCUGGGGCAUUUCGAAACUUAUCGGUGCUUAGCGUUGAAAUCUGUGAGUACAUGGUAGACCAGGACGUGCUGACUCCUUUGCUGGCUCUAUUGAACAAAUAUAACGGAGAAUGGAAACCAACUAUUGACCGAAACAUGCAUGAUCAGUUGGAUGAGAAGUCGGAUACUUUUCUGCAAGCAGUAAAUUUACUGUGGAAUUUGUGCGAAAGUACCACGCUUGCAUUGGACACCUUCAAUCAGUCGCAGUUGCUGGAGAGUUUAGUCAAAUGCUUAGAUUGGCAAAUUUAUGGUAAAGAAAUUGCUGUUACAGUUGCACAAUGUUUGCUUGUCAUAUCGGAGGAUAACACUGCUUGUUGGAGAAUACUACCUAACUUCGGGAAUGAGUUAUCAUCUCUGCUGACAUUGGAUGGAGACAACUCAUGCGUACUGCUUCGAACGGUUGCAGCAGGAAUAAUAGCAAAUGUACCUGCUAUUGGAUCAAUAUAUUUCAGUCAAUUAUUUGCAACACUGUCCAAAACUUUGGAUGUCAAUCAUCGUCCCGUUCUGGGAAGCUUAACCAGUUCUCUUCCGUUGCUUAAUCAAAAAGAUGUAGUUCAUUUGGAGGUAACCGACGACUCGCAUAUGGAUCAUGAAUCGGCGGAACAAGCUUUUCAACGAAGACGCCGUGCUGAUAUGCCCUCGGAGGUGGAAUUGGAGAUUCGAAAUGUAGGCUGGCUCCUACAGGCACAGCGAAUCGCCGCUGAAAUACUAACCAACAUUUGUUCCACCGGGGAAGAAGAAUGGCAUGACGAAAUGGACGACGAUAAUCUUUCAGACGCUGAAAGUGUUCAUGACUAUGAAACCACUGAACAGAAUGAUAGUCUUCAGAACACCGACAAGCUACCAACGGAAAUCUUGGAAGCAAUUAAAUCAUACGGAUUUGUGGAGAAACUUUGGCAAAAAGCGCAACCAAUAGCAGAAAAUGUUCGUCAAAUCUUGGUCGAAAACGAUAAAAAUUUGUUCAAGCGAGUAAACAACCUUCGAGCCUCUUCCAUGCUCUGUCUACACAAUUUGUGCAACAAUAUUUCCACCGAAGAUCUCGGUGGAGCAGAAGCAAUCUAUCAAGUGUGGUUAGAACUGGGUCAACAAGUUUUCCAAGGCGAGAAAAAUCCCAGACUUUUGGAAGCAUCCACUUCACUAAUGCGUGCCACGCUGGAACAUUUACGCAAAAAUCCGGAGCUCUUCCGUCAAAUGACGGAAACUGAUCUUCAGCUAAUGCUAACCGGAGUUACCGAUUGUCAUGAUCCAGAAAUUCGUGCCAACUGGUUGCGUAUGCUUGGCCUUUUGGGGUGUCUUCUAUCCGAACCAUUAAUUAAAUUAAUCAUCAAUUUUGUCCUCACCACAUGCCUAAAGGAACAAGAUUUGUGGACCAUUUCCGAAGCUAUGGAUUCUAUGAUGGAUAUAUUUUCCGAAAACGAUUGGAAUCAGAUCGUGCAUGAUUUGGAUAUGGUGACGAAAUGUAAGGAAUUGGAUCGCAGGAUGAAAAUCAAACUGAAACAAAACAAACGGGAGUUGAAUGAACGAUAUCCGGCUGUCUGCACCGUGCGAACAAAUCUCUGUCGGUUCUGCAAAUAUCUUGAAACCGAAAUGAAAAAAUUUAGACCUUCCGCCGAAGUUUGAAAUGGGUUUGGUGAAGCCUUCUAGUGAUUGCGUGAACAGCAUAUAUUUAAUGUUAUAUAUAUGAGAAAAUAGAACUAGUUUUCCUCUAUAUCUUUAGUCGUUAGGUGUGAUAGAGAGACUAAAUAAAGUUUAUCAUUUUUUGGUAGAAUCAAGUAGAGGACAAA
Molecule: messenger RNA, 2231 nt
Organism: Malaya genurostris
Lineage: Eukaryota; Metazoa; Arthropoda; Insecta; Diptera; Culicidae
Product: HEAT repeat-containing protein 3
Exons: 3
Coding region: 115-2067 (650 amino acids)
Biological process (GO): protein import into nucleus; ribosomal large subunit biogenesis
Source: RefSeq, a predicted model, not a curated record